Messenger RNA from Bursaphelenchus okinawaensis, 588 nucleotides. Lineage: Eukaryota; Metazoa; Nematoda; Chromadorea; Rhabditida; Aphelenchoididae. The record is from the annotation of a GenBank genome assembly.
AUGGCUUGCUCUAGUAAACUCACGUUUGAUCCAUACGAGAUCUUGGGACUUAAAUCUUCUUGUUCUGAUGGCGAGAUUGACAAAGCCUAUAAGAAGUCAGCUUUAAAAUGGCAUCCGGAUAAAGCUAUGAGAAAUGGGAUAUCUAAAGAAGAAAGUGAGAAGAAGUUCGGCCAGAUCUAUCAAGCUUACCAGUUCCUGAAGGACGAAGGUCAGAGAGUGGCGUACGAUGAAGAAAUAGCCAACAAGAAAAGGCGGAUGGAGUAUGAAGAUCAGAGGAGGUCUGUCAACUCAGCUCGUCGGCAGAACUUUGAGGACAAACUCAGGGAAAGAGAAGAAGCAUUUGAAAAUAGGAAGAGGAAGAAUCCUCAGACUAAAACAACAUUUAAUUUGGAUAAGGAAUUGGAACGGUUAAAGAAGGAAGGAGCGGCUUACUUGGCUAAGAUGGCUGAAGAAGAACGGAAAAGAGAAGAUGAAGCUCGGCAGAAAGCGAAGGUUACUGUAAUAGAGAAGAACGAGGACCAAUCGAUAUACAACAUGAAUGCCUCCAAGUUGAAAGAUUUGGAGGAUGAUAUACUCGAUGGCUUGUAA